Messenger RNA from Cooperia oncophora, 375 nucleotides. Lineage: Eukaryota; Metazoa; Nematoda; Chromadorea; Rhabditida; Trichostrongylidae. The record is from the annotation of a GenBank genome assembly.
AUGCAGGCGUUUUGCCAUUCUGCAGAAUGCUAUGCUGUUGGAGCCAGUAGCAACGAAACCCGUUGCCUGCUUGUUGGAGAAGCUCAGGCCGAACUAAUUAAAUGCGAUACCCAGCACAGACGACAAUUAUAUAUGCUGGCAAUUGAUCUCAUAAAAAAGAAGUAUGGCAACAAGGCGGAACUCGUGAGGGUACUGCAGAAACGCCUGGACAACGCGAAAGCAGACAAACCCUCGACCCAAGGGCAAAGGAAGCUACUGGAAUAUAUCAUUCCCCUGGUUAUGCAGCUACACAAAUUAGAAGUGAAUCUGGACGGCUCGUACAACACCCAAAAAGUGUUGUCCAAGUUUACACCUAGAAUCACGCAAGGUCCUUGA